Messenger RNA from Gopherus flavomarginatus (Mexican gopher tortoise), 3243 nucleotides. It is a transcript of the gene TLCD3A, whose product is annotated as TLC domain containing 3A. The transcript is spliced from 5 exons. NCBI's taxonomy places the organism in Eukaryota, Metazoa, Chordata, Testudines, Testudinidae. The record is from RefSeq and is a predicted model, not a curated record. Gene Ontology annotation, cellular component: membrane; endoplasmic reticulum. Gene Ontology annotation, biological process: lipid homeostasis. Bases 658 to 1437 code for a protein of 259 amino acids.
CUCCGCUGUAGGAACGUUCUCCCGGUGGAACGCCGAGCAGCAGCCCCACGCACCCAGCGUUUUGUGGGUGGAACUCUCCGCUGUAGGAACGUUCUCCCGGUGGAACGCCGAGCAGCAGCCCCACGCACCCCGCGUUUUGUGGGUGGAACUCUCCGCUGUAGGAACGUUCUCCCGGUGGAACGCCGAGCAGCAGCCCCACGCACCCAGCGUUUUGUGGGUGGAACUCUCCGUUGUAGGAACGUUCUCCCGGUGGAACGCCGAGCAGCACCCCCGCGCCACCAGCGUUCUGUGGGUGGAACCCUCCGCCGUACGAACGUUCUCCCGGUGGAACGCCGAGCAGCAGCCCCGCGCCACUAGCGUUCUGCGGGCAGAAUCCGAAGCAGCAGCCCCCAAUGUAAACGCGUUCCACCGCGGGGGACAGAGGAGCAAGGCCCAGGGAGUGGCUGACCGAGUGGCUGAUAGGAGGCGCUACACCGCCCACCACCCUUGGCUCGGCUCCUCCUCCCCGCCGCCCGGCCUGCUGUUGACAAACCGGGUGCGGGGAGAGUGCCGCUGGGCAUCGGCUGCUGGCGCUCCGGGAGCCCUUCGCCCGGCAGCUGUCAGCGCCCAGCCGCGAGCGGGGCGAGCCAGAGAGGGGCAGGGCACUCCGCCGAGCUCAUGUGGCAAACGUUGGCGAUCGCGUCGGUGUUUUUCCCGGGUCUCUUCGCUCUGUCCGUUCGGAGUCUCGGCUGGGCUGCCCCGGCAUGGAGCCUCAAGGACCGGAUCCUCCUCAGCAGCAGGAUGGUGUCUUCUGUUCAAGCUACCAUGGCUACUGUUUCUGGGAUCAUUGUUGUCCUUAAUUGCAAGGAUGUGGUACAUGACAGGUACUGGCUCGCAGUAGAGUAUGUUUGGGUCAUCGUCCCAUACAUGAUCUACGACAUAUACAUCAUGUACCUCUGCCAUUGGCACAAAAGCAAAGACACCUCGGAGAAGAAGCAUUCGCUGGCCAGCGUGAGGAGCUUCCUGGAAAAGGAUCGCCUCAUGGUGACGCACCAUCUCUUCAUUCUUGUCAUCCUCACACCCGUUGCACAGUACCUCAGAGGAGAGCUUGGAGAUUUCUUUGUUGGUUGCAUCUUUGUGGCGGAACUGAGCACUCCGUUCGUGUCACUGGGCAAAAUCCUGAUGCAGCUAAAAAUGCAGGACACGCUCCUGCACAAGGUGAAUGGGAUUCUCAUCCUGGUGACAUUCUUCCUCUGCCGGAUCGUCCUCUUCCCAUUCAUGUACUGGGCCUACGCCAGGCAAAUGGGGAUUCCGAUCUACAUGGUGCCUUUCCACAUCCCCAUGCACUGCAACGUGGCCAAUGCCUCUCUCAUCGCCCCACAGCUCUACUGGUUCGUGCUGAUCUGCAGGAAAGCUGUCCGACUCUACAGCAGUUCGCCGUCUGCCAAGAAUAGAUAAUCGCCGGCAGAGGCUGCAGACCACAAGGUUUGAGACUAAGCCAGCAUCAUGGCUCUUCUCCCAGCUGCCUUGCCAUUAAAAUCAGUGUUGUAGGUACCAGGUUGGGACUGGAACAUUGUUGCCCAUUAGUAUUAGGAGGCUCUUUUACUUUAAAGCAGCUGUGUUGUCCCUGCUGCAGUUCAGGGAAGCAGCACCGGCCUGUUACAGAAGGACUUUCUUUCUGUAACACUCAAGUGUCCUGUGUCCUUCUGUCUGCGGGAGAACCUGGCUAGUGGGAGGGUUAUGUAGUUGAAGCACUACAGAGCCUCGCUGUGGUCAGACUCUCUAGCUAUUGGUCAAUGAAAUGCUAAAGAGGACAGAGGGGAGGCAAGAGGGUUGGUCAUAAAUAUUCUGGUCAAUUAAUAGAUGAAAUUGGCGUUGAAAGAUAUGGCACAGACCCAGACCUGGCAGAAGUGGGUGCAACGCCCACAGAAGACUCUGGGCCAAAUUCAGUGCUGGAUGUAACCUAUGGGGGGUCACUGGUGUGAUCUGACCAUCUGUAGUUGUGGAAAACCAGUGUGUCAUACAUACUGAGGGGCAGGUUCACCUCACUCAGGUUCUGAGUUAUUCUGAUUUACACCCUUCCAGCUCAGAGCAGAAUCUGGCCCUCAGGAAACAGAAAAGGGGGUGAUGUUCUGAACUGUCUGCUCCCCUUACACUGCUCUUGUGCAAUGGCUGAAUUUGGUCCAUUGCCUCUGGGGAAGUUUCUAGUUGCUGCUAAGCACGGGUUUGUCCCUUGGCCACACUCCAUACAGACCUAAGUGCAGUGUUUCCCCAGGUCUGUGAUUACCCAACCCACUAAUUCAGCCCUGGUGAAAAGAACCAGAGAGAAGAAACUGGAGCUAGGAAUUAUAGGUGAAAUGCAACAAGCUGCUGAAGGUGGCAGCACCAGAACAGUAGUCACUGACUGACACCCCUAGUCUAAUCCUAUGCCCACUUACACCAAUGCUGACUUGGGCCCACAGUAUCUGCUGCACUAAUUGUUUCCCCUGACCCUGCUUAGUACCACACCCUCUGCAAGACCAGCCCCAGACUGCAACACUUUGCUUAAGGCCGAGAACCAGAUCUUUCUUUAUAACCGUGGACUAAAGACCCUAGCAGGUGCACAAGCAAAACGCCAACCACUCUGAGCACACACCCCUGAUGGACAAUCACCAUAUGCACAAAAAACACCAGGACAGUCCCCGGCUCUUUGUAACCUUUGGUGCCAGCACUGACGGGCUGCAUUCGUCCCUGGAGAAUAACUCCACAGAAGUGAGUAGCUCCACCAGGGACGAACCUGGCCCUUACCUAUCUGUGGAGCAGGGAGUUUACAAAAGGAUAAGCUGCCUUGUAGCUUUUAUUCAGCCGCUGGGGAAGAGCCGAAGACUGUGUUUGAAAGUACUUAGCUCUCCGAAUCCCAGUUCCUUCAGGCAUCAGGCCUUACCCUGGACGUAAUCACAUGUUCCUGGAAGAAUAAAGGAAUUGGCUCUUUCCAAGCUUCGUUCUAACAACGCGUCAUUGCAAUGACUGUCAGAUUAGUAACGUGUUUUGUUUUUAUUAUUAUUAUGAACUACACAGGCCAGUCAGAUGGGUGGGUUUCCACUUUGUAACAUGCUCUCAGUGUUGCAGGCAUUUUUAUCUUGCUGUUUUUGUUACAAAUAAUUUGCCGUAUGUAACGGAAAGGAAAAAAGCCCUUGAGGCAUUUUAAAGUUUGCACUAACAUUGCCCCUACUCACUACUAUGCCUGUUGGAAGAGAGACCAAUAAAGACCUCUUUUCAGAGCCA